CUCACUAAUCAUCAUGGGUUGACGAACAGUAACUUCCCUAAUUCAUUCUUCCCAUCUUUUCAAAUUCAAACGCCUUGUUUGUUCCCUCUCUUCUCUCAUUUCAUCUUUCAACUCUUUCUCUUCAUCUCAUCUCUCACCAACAGCAUCAAAGAUGUGGAUACAGUGGUCACUCACAAGACUCGUCAGAUGGCGAGUGAAGGACUGGGCCUCAUGUUUCACCGCUUGCAGAUUCCCUCUAGAAGAUGAAACUGAUACGUAUCGAUCGUCGUCGUCGCCGCCGCAGCUUCCGAUGAGGAGCACGGUAUUUGACAUGAAAGAUAACGAGAGUAAAGGCAAAAGGAAUCGUAAAAAGUUAUUGAGAAGAACGCGAUCAUGCAGGAGCAAUAACAAUAAUAAUAUAUGUAGUACAAGAAUCAACCUCGGUACAUCAACACAGACGAGGAACAAUAAUAAUCUUGUUUCAACAGAAAUCACUAAUGACUCAAGCUGGCCGCAUUUCACUGAUGAAGAUUAUAUCGUCUUCUGCUUUAAAGAAGACGGAGCAUUCGAUGUCGUAAAGGAUUGCAAAUCAGGAACACCAUCCAAUCAUCGCACUGAUUCAUGUGACGAUGGGGCAACAAGUGAGGAAGAUAUCAGAAUCCCAGUGACAGGGGUGAUGGUUGACGAAGAAGAGAUUAUAUACGUCGAUGCAGGGUCGUCAGUAAGAAGUUACCAGACUGAGGCGAUGGAGAAUCAGGAAAUGGUGUCAGUAGGAUCGAGUGAGUCUAGUCAAUCGGGCAACAGCUCCGGCUCUUUUGCCUUUCCCGUACUCGGGUGGGAGUGGAUGGGGAGUCCAGCACAAAUGCCCAAAUCAGAGGGACUACACUUGAGGAAACACAAGACAAUUUCUUUGAGCUUUCACUGUUGUAGAUUUUGAAUCAUAAAUCUUCAUCUUAGUGUAUCUCCUAAUUUUAUAUAUUUCAAAAGAGGCAAUGGAUAUAAUUCAUUUAUUUA
Molecule: messenger RNA, 993 nt
Organism: Mangifera indica (mango)
Lineage: Eukaryota; Viridiplantae; Streptophyta; Magnoliopsida; Sapindales; Anacardiaceae
Product: protein BREAKING OF ASYMMETRY IN THE STOMATAL LINEAGE-like
Exons: 4
Coding region: 152-916 (254 amino acids)
Biological process (GO): regulation of asymmetric cell division
Source: RefSeq, a predicted model, not a curated record